This is a messenger RNA of Lactuca sativa (garden lettuce), 855 nucleotides long. RefSeq lists its product as uncharacterized. NCBI's taxonomy places the organism in Eukaryota, Viridiplantae, Streptophyta, Magnoliopsida, Asterales, Asteraceae. The record is from RefSeq and is a predicted model, not a curated record.
AUGGGUACUAAUGAUAAGGAGAAGGACAAGGCAGAGAGUUCUGGCAGAGAUGGAGGAAACCCAAUCGACUCCAAUUCGGCAUUCUAUCUACAUGCAUCAGAUUCACUGAGACAAAUGCAGGUGAACGAAGUGUUAACAGACAGAAAUUAUGGGGAUUGGUCGCAGGAGAUGGCUAAUUUCCUGUUUGCGAAAAACAAAAUGGGUUUUGUAAACAUAUCCAUUAAGAAACUGGAAGAACACGCAGACAAUUACAUGAUGUGGAUGAGAUGUGACGCCAUGAUUAAGGGCUGCCUCACCAUAACCAUGGAGAAGAACAUUAGAUCCAACGUAAAAUAUGCAGCUACAUCAGCAGAGAUGUGGCACGAUCUCAAAGAGCGUUUUGGGAAAGAAAGUGCCCCACGUUCCUAUGAGUUGAAGCAGACGCUGACUAUCACACAUCAAGACGGAGCAUCAGUCUCGUCCUAUUACACUAAUAUGCGAAAAAGGUUGAAAGAAGGUAAAGAAAAAGAAAGGCUUUAUGAGUUCUUGCUGGGCCUCGAUGAUGUGUACUCUACAGUCAGAACGCAAAUUCUGACCUCAAAGCCCACACCCACCUUGGGAGUAGCUUAUCAUCUGGUUGCUGAGGACGAGCAGCAACGAGCGAUUUCAGCGACAAGAAAGCCCUCCCACGAAGCUUCCGCCUUCCAAAGCUUUUCUUACAAACGAGAUACCACCAAUAAUGGUGCAUCACAGAAAAACAAGUUAUCCAGCAAGGAGGCGAAUCGCAAUACACAAGAAGUGGAGCAAUGUGUUCAUUGUGGCAAAAAUGGGAAUAACAAGGAAGGGUGUUUUAAAAGGAUAGUGUACCCGGAUUAG